Malania oleifera is the source of this 2493-nucleotide messenger RNA. Its product is annotated as cysteine-rich receptor-like protein kinase 10. Gene Ontology annotation, biological process: carbohydrate metabolic process; protein phosphorylation. NCBI's taxonomy places the organism in Eukaryota, Viridiplantae, Streptophyta, Magnoliopsida, Santalales, Ximeniaceae. Bases 40 to 2331 code for a protein of 763 amino acids. The transcript has 7 exons. Gene Ontology annotation, molecular function: protein kinase activity; ATP binding; chitin binding. The record is from RefSeq and is a predicted model, not a curated record.
GUCCAUAACCAGAUAUGUUUUGACAGGAGAUGAACAAAGAUGGAACACUUUCCCAAAACCUUUAUCCUUCUUCUCCUGCUCUCCCUCUCAUUUAAAUUGCACCCUUCAAAGGCACAAACAUGGAUCAAAGCCGGUUACUGGUACUCGACCAGUAAUUUUCCUUUCUCCGACCUCAAUUCUGCUCUCUUCAGCCACCUUCUCUGCAGUUUUGCUUAUCUCAACUCUUCAAACUAUCACCUCUCCAUCCGCUCAUCUGAUGAACAGCAGUUCUCCUCCUUUACCAAUGUUGUCAAGCGUAAAAAUCCGUCAGUCACCACUCUUUUGUCCAUCUGGACAGGAACUGUGGACUCUGCAGUCUUUUCUUCAAUGAUUAGCCAACCCCUUUACAGAAAAUCCUUCAUUGAGUCUUCAAUAAGAACUGCAAGACUUUACAGCUUUCAUGGCCUAGACCUCAGAGGGGUGUUGCCGACCACAGCUGCCAACAUGACUAACUUAGGAAUCCUCUUCUAUGAGUGGCAAGAUGCUGUGGAUUCUGAGUCAAGAAUAUCUGGCAAGACAAAACUAAUCCUGACAAUGGCUGUUCAUUACUUGCCAACUGUUAACUCUUUUAGUUAUCCGAUCGAAUCGAUUCAGAAGAACUUGGAUUGGAUACAUAUUGUAGCAUAUGAUUACUAUUUGCCUUCAAGAGAUAAUUUCACAGGUGCCCAUGCUGCUCUGUAUGAUACGUCUAGUCAGGUUAACACCGAUUUUGGUGUAAAGGAAUGGAUAAGUAGGGGAUUAUCACCAAAGAAGCUGGUUUUGGGUUUGCCAUUCCAUGGCUAUGCAUGGAGACUUGCGAACUCCAAAGACGAUGAUCUUGGUGCACUUGCAUCGGGUCCAGGUAUUACACAAGAUGGAUUCGUUGCCUAUGCAUUAAUCAAAUUGAUUGUUCGAACAUAUCAAGCUCGUCCAGUAUACAACUCUACUUAUGUAGAAAAUUUUUGCAAGAUAGGAUCAAUUUGGAUUGGUUAUGAUGAUGUGGAGGCCAUAAGAACUAAAGUUUCUUAUGCAAAGCAGAAAGGUUUGCUCGGUUACCAUGUGUUUCGAGUCCCCAAUGACGACAAUUGGGUGCUUUCUCGGGCCGCCGCUCAAGUUGAAGGUAAACAGCCUCAAAACAAGCACCGAUUGUUGGUAAUUAUUGUGCUAUCAGUUGCUAUGGGUAUUCUGCUUCCAUGCCUCACGAUGUUUUACCUACGACGGAGACUGCUCAAAUCCAAAGGAAUAAUGGCUAUUGAUGAGGAAUGGUUGGGACCUUUGGAAAAUCCUGAUAGCAAUGAUGAUUCUCGUCUUCAAGCUUUUAGCUUUGCUAUCAUUGAAGCUGCAACAAAUAACUUUUCAAUUGACAAUAAGCUUGGGGAGGGUGGAUAUGGAUCUGUUUACAAGGGAAAAUUACACGAGGGGUGUGAAAUAGCGGUGAAGAGGCUGUCAAAAACUUCAGCACAAGGGCUGGAGGAGUUCAAAAAGGAGGUUACCCUAGCUGCGAAACUACAGCAUGUCAAUCUAGUUAGAGUUCUGGAUUUUUGCAUUGAAAGGGAAGAAAAGAUGCUGAUCUAUGAGUAUAUGCCAAACAAAAGCUUGGAUUUCUACCUUCAUGAUCCCAUCAGAGGUAAAUUGCUAGAUUGGAAAAAGCGUGUUCAAAUCAUUGAGGGGAUUAUUCAUGGGCUUUUAUAUCUCCAAGAGUACUCAAGGUUCACAAUAAUUCACAGAGAUUUGAAAGCUAGCAACAUUUUACUGGACAGUGAGAUGAAGCCCAAGAUAUCAGAUUUUGGUUUGGCCAGAAUUUUCCGGAAGGAUGAACACGAAGCAAACACAGGUCGAAUUGUUGGAACAUACGGGUAUGUUCCUCCUGAGUAUGUGAAAAGAGGUAUAUACUUUACAAAAUAUGACAUUUAUAGCUUCGGAGUUCUACUUCUGCUAAUCAUAAGUGGCAAGAGGAAUGCGUGCUCCUACGGCCUGUUCAAGAACAUGAACCUCCUAGAAUAUGCAUACGAGCUGUGGAAAGAUGGCAAUGGCAUGGCGGUCAUGGAUCCGUCAUUGGAUGAUUCAACCUCAUCAUGUAAACUCCUAAAAUGCUUGCAAGUAGCUUUGUUGUGUGUUCAGGAGAAAGGGAAGGACAGACCAUCCAUGUCGGAAGUAUAUUCAAUGCUCAAAAAUGAAACUGCAGCCAUCAAUACGCCUAGAAGGCCUGCUUUUUCAACAAGGACAGGUGAAGAAGAUAGGGAAGACGCGCCUUCCUCCCAGCUAGAAAUAUGUUCAAAUGAUGGCUCCAUCACUCAACCUGAACCUCGGUGACUCUUUUAUCUGUAUAAGAAUUUUACUGUUAAGAUUUACUAUCUUGCUUUGCCUUAUUGUUUUUGCUUAUUGAAUGAUGUAUAGUUUAGUACGUAUGAAUGGAAAGGAAUCAAGAGGAAUGGAUCAACAAAUCAAUUUUCAUUCAAUUUCUUUUUCAUCUCA